AUGUCAGGAUCAAACCAAGGACAAGGAAUCGCGGUUGAUGUUCCACUGCCAGAAUACCAAAACCAAGAAAAUAUGCUGUCCAGACUGAGGGGUCCAAUUAAAAACCGGGUGGACAACCAGGAGAACAUUGUCCCCAAAGCACCACAGAGAACUGUUCUGGGAGGUUUGCAAAACAACCAAUGCAGCAAACCUCAAACUCGCGGCACAAAACAGGUUGUUAACUUCUAGCUAGCUUUUCUAACUAGCCACAACCAGCGAACACUAUACAAACACAGACUUGUUGCCUAGCUAGCAUAACUGGCAUGUAAAUUGAGCUUGGUGGCUAGCUUACUUACUACCUAAAAUUUGAUCAUCUUAGGAAAACACGGUCAUAAAUAUAGGUUAUAGUUUGACGACCAAUAACAGUAUAUUUAAUUUACAAUUACAACGUUUUGUCAAGUAAUGUGUUAAUGUCCGCUAACUAGCUAGGUACCCUCCAAAGUAGUCCGCCAUUUUAUGCUGUCAAUGUCUUGUGUUAAACAUUGGGAUGGCUAACUUGCGUUUUCAAACAUUUCUUCCUAUAUUAUUAAUUAAUUAGCAUUAAAUGACUAGGUGGAACUAACUCAUUGUCGAAACCAUGGGUACUGAAAUAUUUGUCUGAUCUUUAAAACUGUCAUUUCAGGUGCUGUCCUGCGAAAAUGAAGUACCUAAAAGUUAUGCAGAGAAGCUGGGCACCAAGCAGCCAGCUUUUCAGAUUCACCUGGAUGAGCCAGAUGCUGCCUUCUCCAGGAAAAGGGUGUCCCUCAAAGCCAAGCCCUCCACAGAGAUUUCCCCCCUAAAACUGAACCCAACAGUUACAUGUCUCAGGCAGCCUCUCGCCUCUCUUGACAUACCUGUGACAUGUUUGUCAAACAUGGAUGGCAGUUUUGGUGGUGAGUAUUUGAGUAAUAAUCCACUUAGCUUUUUUUUUUUAAACACUUUUAAAACCCUGUGGAGAACAUGGUAUUUUCUCUGGAUUAAAAAGUCACAUUUUCCUCUAUAUAGAUUGUCCCAUGGAUAUGUCAGUUAUUGAAGGUGAAGAGAAGCCAGUGGACAUGAACGCAGCAACAGAGUAUGCUUCAGAAAUACAUGCGUAUCUUAGGGAAAUGGAGGUGAGCAAACUGAUGUGUGCUAUUCAUUGUUCAGUUGUCACACAAAUCACUGAACAAUAACUACAGUUUUUCCAUUUGUGCUCUUGUCCCAAGGUUAAGUCCAGACCAAAAGCAGGCUACAUGAAAAAGCAGCCAGAUAUCACCUACAGCAUGCGAGCUAUCCUCGUUGACUGGCUGGUGGAGGUUGGUGAGGAGUACAAGCUCCAGAACGAGACUCUAUACCUUGCUGUGAACUACAUCGACCGUUUCCUGUCUUCCAUGUCAGUCCUGCGGGGGAAGCUGCAGUUGGUCGGAACCGCUGCCAUGCUGUUGGCCUCGUAAGUGUUGUCGACCCCCACAGCAUCACCUUGUGUGCAGAGUAAACCAAGUCUGUGCUAUCUGUUGUGUAGAGCCCACUGUAUUAGGUGUCUGUCCCAAAUUAAUAGAAAAGAUUGGCACCAACAUCUGACUAACUUUAAUUGGUGGGAACUAUCCCUUUAAAUGAAAGUAAACCCUAGAGAUGAAGUACUCCUUUAAUUGAUAGUGUCAAUCUAAGCAAUGUGUGCUUUGAUCACUCACUGGUUUUUCUUCAAAUGCAGGAAAUUCGAAGAGAUCUACCCCCCGGAGGUGGCAGAGUUUGUUUACAUCACGGACGACACCUACACCAAAAAGCAAGUGUUGCGGAUGGAGCAUCUGGUGCUGAAAGUGCUCUCCUUUGAUCUGGCCUCUCCCACCAUCAACCAGUUUCUCACCCAGUACUUUCUCACCCAGCCUGUCAGCAACAAGGUGGAGAGCUUGUCAAUGGUGAGUAGUGUACACAUUGUAGUGGUGUUCACAUCUUGUAAUUUUAAAGUCCUACUCCAGUCUGUUUCACUUCAUUUAACACCCGAUUUACUUAAAUCUCAAUAGGUGGUCCAGGUAUCAUGAAAUGGCACAAGUGGGAGGGUGGGCCUUAACUCUUUUGUUCUCUAUUCCUCAAGCAAGGGGGAGGCUGAUCACAUCAGACUAACUCCUUGAAUGCCAUACUCCUUGAAGUUUACAGUUGUCUAAACACUUUUGUGCUGCAUUGUGUACUGUUUAGUGUGUACUUUAAUCUAUUUAUACUUGGGAUAUCACUUUUCACAAAAAUCACUGGAGUGUCUAAGUUGAAAUACUUUUUUUUAUAGAUAUUUGGUGAGUUCUUUCUUACAAAUGUUGUCUUUGUUUCCUUAGUUCCUAGGGGAGCUCAGUCUAGUAGACUCUGACCCAUUCCUAAAGUACCUCCCCUCUCAGACCGCUGCUGCUGCCUUUAUUUUGGCAAACCACACUAUAACAGGAGGCUCAUGGGUAAGUUUGCAAUGCUGCUGUAAGUGUUGUAGCAGGGUAGGAGUUUCAUGGCCCUCUGGUUCGGCCUUGAUGCUCCACUCAAAAUAAAGCAUCUUAAACAGGUCUUUGCCUCAGAGCGGUAGGCUAGGAUUUGGUAGCUGGUGCUAACAGUAAUUCUCUCCCUGCGGUGUAUGUGCCACUGGCUCACACUGUCUGUUGGGCUACUCAGGGAGAGAAACAAUCAACACAUUUUGGUGUGUCAUGAACCUCUCCUCAUGUAAAUAUGCAAGUCUUCACAGUAAUAAUCAGGCUUUUUUUGUCUCACUUGCUGCCCAAACAUUCAUAUAUUGAUGGUAACUCACCUAGCUUAUCACAACUCGGAGUAAACUUUGUGAAACCGAGAUUUACAACUGCUAAUGGCCUUGGUGCACUAGCCAAUUAGUUGUCACUGAAGGGCAAGUGGCCUUGUCUUAUUAAAUUCUGUACCUAAACUUGGCACAAACAAUGUUAUUUCCACCUCACUAAAGUCAGUGCCAUAUUAAGUCUGCUUUUGUAAGAUGUGUUUGAAAAGUAGUCUAUUCCCCAGUUGACAGGUUUGCUUACUGACAUGGGGAAUACAGUGAAUCUCUUCCCCAAUAUUUUCAAUUCCCAGGCUCAUCCCUGACAAGCAAUCUCUUGAUUGCAUUUGAUCUUCAGGGGGUACCAUGCAGUGUUUUAUUUUCCACACUUUAAAGUUUAAACCGAACAUUGUCCUUAUACAACUGUAGCACGAGAUAGGCAGCAAACCUAUGUUCAAUUGCGGCCUUUUAUUCACCAACAAUCAUUUUUCCUCAACUCAGAUCUUUUGUCACCUGAAAUCUUUGCCCUAAAUUAGAACGAACCGGUUUGCAGUGACUAUUUGAGUUUUGUGCAUUUUUCUGACUGUUUAAUUUGUUUUAUUUCAGUCCAAGUCUCUGGCGGAGGUGACAGGCAACUCUUUAGAAGACCUGAUGCCAUGCAUAGAGGAUCUGUACCAAAUGUACCUCAAUGCUGCUACUCAUGCGCAGCAGUCAGUGAGGGAGAAGUACAAGGGCGCAAAGUAAGUGGACCAUACAGAUGGAUUUAUUUUCGUCAUGUUGGCAUAUUUCCCUAAUGUAUACAUGCCAUUGGUAUCCAUCCAUUUGCAAUUCUAAUCUAAAAUAGCCAGUAAGCUUACACACAUGGCUAUUUUAUUUUUUGUUCUAGGAUACUACUUGUUCAUAUUGUAAUUUUAUAGAUUUCUAUUAGCUUGAACAUGAAUGGUGGGUCUGAAUGAAAGCUUGUUUAUUUAUACCAUAUUGUUUCUCUCUAGGUACGAAGAGGUCUCUCUCAUCGAGCCCCCCACGAAACUGUCAUUGAAAUGA
This is a messenger RNA of Coregonus sp. 'balchen', 3796 nucleotides long. The record is from the annotation of a GenBank genome assembly. NCBI's taxonomy places the organism in Eukaryota, Metazoa, Chordata, Actinopteri, Salmoniformes, Salmonidae.